Messenger RNA from Tetrahymena thermophila SB210, 4770 nucleotides. RefSeq names its product transmembrane protein, putative. The transcript is spliced from 9 exons. NCBI's taxonomy places the organism in Eukaryota, Ciliophora, Oligohymenophorea, Hymenostomatida, Tetrahymenidae. The record is from RefSeq and is a predicted model, not a curated record.
AGGAACUAAAAUAUUGGCAGAAAUAAAUAAAGAAGUAACAAACAAAUAUAUCAAUUAAUAUAGUAUUUUUUUAGAUAAUAAAUAAGCUAUGGUAAAAGUAGAUAAAAAACCUUAUGAAAUUAAUAGAUUUGGACUCUUAAGAUUAAAACAUUAGUUAAUUAUAAGAUUUGGGGUUAUUUCUCUUAUCUGCUGUUUAAUUAUAUCUUUGCUGAUAAUUCUGUUUAUCUAGAAACAAGUAACUCAAAGGAUUAUUUCAGAUUCGGCGUCUUACGUUUGUUCAAAUGUUGAUCUUGAAAAUGAAAGAGUUAUCAAAUAAAUGGUAACAGUGCUUUAAACUUCACUUUAUAAUCUGGGAUAACUCAUUAAUGAUAUAAGAUAAGUGAUCAGUGAUGUAUUUAUAACUUAUCCAAAUUACAAGUUUGCUGGAAUUUACAACGUCUAUCCAACUUAUGAUUUAAGCAGCUCUGAUAAGGAAGGGUUAUCUAAAGCAUAGGAGUAAUUAUAAAAUUGCAAUAUAAAUGUAAUUUAACAAUAUGAAACAAGUUCGAUUUGCAUUGAUUCAGUUUCUGAUAUCUAGCAAACAACCAAUGAAUAGAAGCAAUUGAUUAGUUAUUUACUGGAAUUAGAUAAUAAUGUAAAUAGCUUAUUUUCAACUGCGUUUUUAUAAGAAAGAACUUAAAGGAUUAUAGUAUAAAUUUACACAUAACAAAAUACCUAAAAUAUUAAUAUUUAUAAAUCAUAUCCUGCUUCAUUUAUUGAUGAAUCAUAGAGUUAAUUUAACAUAGAUUCAACAUUUUAUAAGCUUCAAUAACAAAAUUCUCAGAAAAGUAAAAGACAAGGAAAUAGAGUCUUUGUUUAAGGCCCUUAUGAUGUGCAAGUUGGAAACUAAAAAUUGUAAGUUAUGUCUCUUUCUGUAACUUUUAAAGCUAAUAUCAACAUCUAAUCAACUAUUUAAGAGAUCUAUUUUCAUAUCAGAUUAGAAAUGAAAAUGAAAGUUAUAGAUAGCUUUGUCAAAGCUCAUGGUUUCAGAUCAAAAAGUGAAAUCAUAGUUCUAAACAAAAGGGGUUAAUUUGUUUAUGCCAGUGAUUAUUGGCAUGUGACUAGUUAAAACCAGUAUAUAUUUGAUUAAAACAUCAGCAAUUUUAGUGGGCUUGAUUAAACUAGUUUUCAAACUCUAAUUUAACAGGAAACUUAAAUGAAAAUUUCUAAGCUAAAUAAAGAAGGAUAGACAAAAAUAUAUUAAAUCACUCCAAUUUUUAUAUAGGAUUAAUUUGAUCCUAAUGAUUAAAGAGAUUUUACAAAAAUUGGUAUUGAAGAUCCUGUUUAAGAUAGCUAUUUUACUAUUUUAUUGUAUUCUGAAGAAGAUGAAAUGUAUAAAGUAAAAGAUAAAAUAAAAAAUUUAUCAUUGCAACUUGAAAAUUUAACUGUAAAAAUUUGUGUAACUUUGAGCAUAAUAACUAUCAUAAUAGUAUGUGCUGUUUCAUAUGCAGUAUCAACUUAAGUAGAUAGGCCUUUGAGGUUUUUAAUAGUAGUACUAAAAUAAUUAAUCAUGAGCAAAACAUUGAAAUAAAGCACUCUUUAAAAAAUAAGUCAUUAAAUCUAAUUUUAAUUAUUAUAGAGCUAAUAUUAGGUAAAAGACCUACUAAUAUCUUUCAAUUCGUUAAUAGAAACUCUGAUUGAAAGAAAUUUUAAUAACAAAAAUAAUAAUAUAAAACCUGAAAUCAUUUAUCCUUUGAAUGAAUUUGAAAUAAAUUAUGUAAAACAAACACAAAAUAAAUAAAAUAUUUUUGAUUGGGAGUAUCUUAUAGACAAAAUUUAAAAGAAUUGCGUCUCCUUUAAUCCAUAAAACGAUAUAUCAAAAAUUUAAAGUUGACUCAAAUUGAUUUAUGCUAUGAGUUUAGGAUAUAAUUUUAUAUUAAAAAUGAACAUUUUUAUUUUACAAAAUGAUUAAUACUUAAUGAAUGAUACAAAUUAUUACAUAACAUAAUUAAUUAUUUAUUACUUUAUAUAAUUAACUAACUUACAUAAAUACAUACAUACAUGCAUACAUAUUUACAUAGAUAGAUAGGUAGAUACAUUUUAUAUAUAUACAAUCAAAAACUUCUAUUUUUCAUAUUUAGCUAAUCAAAAUUUAUUUAUAUUUUUUAUUAAAUCAAAAUAAAGCAAAAACUAACACUCUCUCAUUUUUAUGAAAUAUAUUUUAGAUUUUAAAAAUAAUUUUAUCGAAAAAUUCUCAAAUUGAUUUCAAAUUUAUAAACGGCAGUACUCUACUAAUCUAUUUUCAUGACACGAAUAGAGCAACCUGUAGUUUUCAUCGUAUUAUAAUCUAUAAGCUGCAGAAGGGUUAUCAAAUAUAUCUCUCACCUUUCUUAAAUUGUUUAGAUUCCAAACGGCUAUUUUUCCAUCCAAUCUUUACCCUACUAAGCUAACAGCGAUGCAAUCGAUUUCACUAAGGUAUACUAUAUCAGUUAUUGGAAAGGUUUCUUCUAUUGAUCUAAGCAUGAUAAGUGUUGAAGCCUCCCAAAUUUUGACAGAUGAAUCUCUUCCUCCUGAAAUUAUUAAAGGUUAAUCAUUUCUUCUGCUUUUAACAAAUAUCAAACGGACUACAGGACUAUUAUGAGCACUCACAUUUUUGAUUAUUUGAUUUGAUUUCAAAUCCCACGCACAUAUCUAUUUAUCAUAUCCUACUAAUAAUGAUUUAUUUUAGAGUAAUAACAUGCAAUGAACUUUUUAAAGCAUUUCAUUCUCUAAGCUUCUAAUAAAUAUUCCCUUUUCUAAGUCCCAUACUUUUACUGUACUAUCUAAAGAUCCGCUAUACAGAGUACGUUCGUUAAGGAAAGUUAAAGAGCGAACGAUAUCAUUAUGUCCUUUAAAAGUAUGUACACACUACCAUGUAGGAACAGGCCUCCAUAUUUUCACAGUCCUAUCAGUGCUUCCACUUGCUAGAAUUCUUCCAGUAAAGUGGUAUGCCAAACUAGUAACUGGCCUUUGAUGACCCGUUAAAGUCGUAAGCAGCUUACCUUCAAUCUUUUCCCAUAGUUUAAUAGUGCAGUCAUCACUUGCAGAAGCAAUUUUAUCAUUAUCGAUGAAAACAAUAUCUCUUACAGGUAAGUCAUGAGAUUUCCACCAAACUCUAUUGCUAUUUAUUGCUGCAUAAGGGACUCUUUAAUUGUUUAAUUGAUUCAGACUAUGACUGCUUGAGCUGUUAUAUUAGUCCAUUAUUUAAUUCAUACUUCUAGAUGUAUUAGGAUUCAUUUAAAUUGCAGGUCCUUCACCAAAAUAUUAAUUAUGAGCAGCAUUUAUAAGCUGAGUAUUUGCUUUUCCUAUAUUAUUAGUAAGAGAAAAGGAUCUGUCAUAUCCCUAAUCAAGAGCUUAAGUUCCUGCAGGCAUGUUAACAUCUUACUUAAAAUAGUUACUUGUUUUAGACUUACUAGGUCCAACACUCCUCAAAGGUGAGUUUUGUAUAUGGAUUUCUUCCCUAAAAGGAGAAGGAGAUUUGUUAUUACCAGUUUAUUGUUAGAAGAAAAUGUUUUCGUUAUUCCUCUCGAAUUCAUGUAAUUAUUUGACAGGAUUAUCAAUACCAUUUAUUGGCUAAUCCAUUUAUCUAGUAUUAAAUUAUCUGCUAAGACUCUGACUUACUCCUUUUCCGAAAAUUGUAGAAGUAUUUUUAACUUUUGUUGGGCUCGAAUGAUUGUACAUUGUAUUUCUAUUGUUAAUAUUUACGCUGUUAUUAUUUGUUAACAUUCCGCUAGGUAAUUAUUCAUCUACCCUGCUCAUAUUGUUUUGAGGUAGUGAGCUAUGAAAAUUGUGGCUGCUUGCGUUAUUCGAAAAAGACCUCUACCCAUUCAGACUUUGAUUAUUUUAGUUUUCAAGAAUAAAAUUUGCAGUAGGAGGAUUUAAUUCACUUGUUAAUUUAAACUGUUCAGGUUCAUUAUGAUUUACAGUUUAUCCAAAUUAUCCAAAUGUUCCUGAAUGCAUUGGUUAAUUAAAAUUCGACCCUUUUUGUAAAGUUGCAGAUAAAAAUCUAUAAACUCCGUCAAGAUAUCUCUGUGUGUCUUUUGCAAUUUUAGUAGUUUCCGUAUAAACAUUUUCUUUUGCACUCAUUGUGUUUCUUAAAGUCGUUUUUAUUUUUUAAAACCCUUCCUCAUUAACACUGAAUAACUAAAAGCGCUUAUUAGGCUAUAACUGAACCUUUAAAACUAAUUCUGUAACUUUUCUCUAAGCUUCUUAUGCAUUUGCAAUAUUCUUCCUUUCAAUGUCUUUCAAUAUUUAUGUAUAGCGUUAUUCUGCUGCUUUCAUACUCUAUAUCUGCUGCACGUCACUAUCAAAUUAUGUUUGUAAUCUCUCUAAAGUCUUUAAAACUUCAUCUUAUAUAGUCUUCAUAAAACUUUGCAAAUGACCUUUUAUCUCAGCUUGCAUACUCUACAAGCUUUUUGUGUCAUUAUCCAUUUAUUAUUCUAUAUUACUUAAAUUCUAACAUUCCCUAUAUUAAUCAACAAAGUUUGCUAAUGGUAAUUUGUAGUGAUUUGAAUGAUUAGAGGCUGAACAUUUAUCACAAACUAAGCCUCUUGAUUAACACUGAUUAUCUAAACAAACUGAAUCCUACAUUGAAGGAUCAUGUCCUUGUACAGGACAUUUAAAUAAAACUAACUAUUUGCUCAUAAAUUAAGACUAUGCCUUGUUGACAAUAUUUUAUAAUACUAACUAAUAAUAAUUUAUUAAUUGCUAUAGUUAUUUUUUAAAAUAUUACCAAAAUUAAUUAGAAAUUUG